Haliotis rufescens (red abalone) is the source of this 1655-nucleotide messenger RNA. RefSeq names its product antistasin-like. The transcript has 8 exons. Gene Ontology annotation, molecular function: serine-type endopeptidase inhibitor activity. The record is from RefSeq and is a predicted model, not a curated record. Bases 121 to 1281 code for a protein of 386 amino acids. Lineage: Eukaryota; Metazoa; Mollusca; Gastropoda; Lepetellida; Haliotidae.
CAAUUCCAAAAGCGCUAUUCCGUAUUCCGCGCAUUUAGCACCCAUUUACCAAGUAAAGACAAGAUAUAUAACAUACAGCCACCCAUACAGUUGGUAGUUUGAGAUUCAGCCUACAGCAAAAUGGACUUACUUACUCGGUUAUGCGUAAUGUGCCUUAUUUGUGCCAUGAUUACAGGCUCUGCGUUGUCGAUGAUGUAUGGAGGAGGUUGUCGGACGUUCAUGUGCACCAAGUCGUGCCCCAUGGGGUACAAGAGGGACAUGAACGGAUGCAAGUUAUGUCAGUGCAGGACGGGCAGCGGUUCACAAUCAUCAGGUUUCCAGCAAGCUAAUUAUAGGCCUGUUAUUCUAAUACCAGUUGUUUGCAAAAAGCAGAGUUGUACCAGCACGUGCUCUAACGGCUAUGACAGAGACGAUAAAGGCUGCGAGACGUGCACGUGUAAAUCAUCUACUGGAACAAAUGGGAAGGGCAAAAUAAUACUUGGAACUUCGGGAAACAUGGGAAUGAUGAAUAACAUGGGAAAUAUGGGAAAUAUGGGGAUGAUGAAUAACAUGGGAAAUAUGGGAAAUAUGGGGAUGAUGAAUAACAUGGGAAAUAUGGGGAAUAUGGGAAAUAUGGGUAUGAUGAAUAACAUGGGAAAUAUGAAUAAUAUGGGAAAUAUGGGAAAUAUGAAUAAUAUGGGAAACAUGGGAAAUAUGGGAAUGAUGAAUAAUAUGGGCAUGAUGAACAACAUGAAGAAAAAAAGGAGAAAGACUAACACUUUUGGUAACAUGGGAAUGAUGAAUAAUAUGGGAAUGAAUAACAUGGGAAUGAAUAACAUGGGAAUGAAUAACAUGGGAAUGGGAAACAUGGGAAAUAUGGGAAACAUGGGAAACAUGGGAAUGAUGAACAAUAUGGGAAACAUGGGCAUGAUGAACAAUAUGGGAAUGGGGGGCAUGUCCCAGUGCCCCAUGUUAUCAUGUUUCAAGAAGUGUUCUAUGGGAUAUAAGACAGAUUUCCGAGGGUGUCGACUCUGCCAGUGCAGAUCCGGCUUCAACUCGGGCUUCAAUUCCGGCUUCAACUCUGGAUUCGGCUUCAAUUCUGGAUUUUCAAGUUUUUCGAUGAACUCUGGAUCCAGAUUCUUAUCAGUACCGUGUCCAAUGGGUAUCCCGAAGGUCAACUGUGCCAUGUCUCCAUGUCUCAGCGCUAAGUGCUUCAAAUUCCCCAUGGCAACAUGUGUGGAGAGCUACUGCGGGGGAUGCCACGCCGCUUUCUACCUCAACAAGAAGAGAGUGUUCUGUUAAUACGAGAGCGCAAUGUAUGCUGCCAGGUGCACCUGAAUGUGACGUCCAAUAGCCAAGCGCCAUUCGAAUUCCUGUGUAAUAAUGGAAAGGUUUAAUCAUGAUAUUUAGUGCAUGAUUUUGUAUGUAUUGUAUGUGUCGUAUGUAUUUGUAUUGUUUGUGAACGCUUGAUUAAAACUCUACUUUAUUAAUGUUUCACAUCUAUAAGAAAUAUGAACAGUAGUAUACUUUCAAGAAAUAUGAGUUUUGUCUUAUGUCAUAUGUGAAAGAGGCAUAUGGCUGUCAUGUCUGAUAAAAUGUGGUGUUGUUAUCUUUGUUUCAUUCACAACAAAAACGGAUAAAUAUAUAACUAAACAACAAUAAAUUAUGUUUUCUUA